AUAUUGAUAAAAAUUUCAGUAAUUAUUAGUGAUUGUUUAUUUUUAAUAGAGUUUAAUUAUUAUCAGUGUAGUGAAAAAUUAAUCAUUGAAUGAUUAUUAUUGAUUAAAAUGUAUUGUGUUCCUAUUUGGCUUAAUAAAAUUCAAGACAAGGAGAAAAGUCCACAAUGUAUUUACAGUUUGUGUUAUAAUAUUGAUGGGUCACAAUUACUUGUUACUGCAGCUCAAGAUAUUCUUGUUUACAGAUCUAUUGAUGGAUACCUUUUACGAACUUUGAAAGGCCAUAAAGAAAAUAUUUUUUGUUUAACAAAUUCUUCAAAUGGUCAUUUCUUUGCUUCUGGAGCUGCGGAUAAAUUAGUUAUUCUUUGGACUUCUAAAUUUGAGCCGCUAGGAAAGUACAAUCAUAAUGAUGGUGUUCAAUGUAUGGCUUUUAAUCCAGUUAAUCACAAUGUGUUAAGCUGUAGUUCAUUCGAAUUUGGACUGUAUUAUCUAGAACAAAAAUCUGUUCAAAAGUUCAAAACUUCACAUGGAAUUAACACAUGUGCUUGGUCUUCUGAUGGCCAAUCAUUUGCAUUAGGGUUUGAUAAUGGUAAUAUUUCUAUUUGUAAUAAUAUUGGAGAAGAGUUUGCCAGUGUUGAAGUUGAAAAUGGGCAUUCAGUAUGGGCUCUUACUUGGUUACUUCCCAGAAACUAUGAAGGGGAAGAAGAAGAAAUAUUGUGUGUUACUGAUUGGGGGAAACAUUUAUCGUUUUACAAAAAUGAUGGAACUGAAAUAUCAAAGAAAAAAAAAAUAGAAUUAGAAGCAUUAACCAUAAGAACAUUAUGCAAUGAUUUAUAUUUAUUAAUUGGUGGGUGCAAGGGAAAAUGUUUUAUCUAUUCUAGUGAUGGAAUUAAACUUACAGAGUUAGAAAAUAAUCAAAGUUGGAUUUGGAGUUCAGUAGUACACCCGAGUUCAACAUAUUUGGCUAUAGGUUGCCAAGAUGGAACAUUAGCUUAUUAUAAAAUUGAAUUUAGUGUAAUACAUGGACUUUAUCAAGAAAAAUAUGCGUUCAGGGAAAAUAUGACUGAUGUGGUUAUUCAAGAUUUAAUAUCCAAUAAAAAAGUUAAAAUAAAAUGCAGAGAUUUAGUGCAAAAAAUUGCAAUCUAUAAAAAUCUUUUAGCGGUGCAAUUAUCUAUGAAAAUUAUAACCUAUGAACUAUCUUCUAUUCAAGCUCCUGAAAUGCAUUAUAGGGUUAAGGAAAAAAUGAAUGAAAAUACUAUGUGUAAUUUACUUGUUGUUUGUUCUAAUAAUUUAGUAUUAUGUGAUGAAACAAGGCUACAAUGUCUAUCACUUACUGGGGCUUUUAUUCGGGAGUGGAAUGUAGACUCUGUUGUCAAAUACUUAAAAGUCAUAGGCGGAUUUGCUGAAAAGGAACAAAUUCUUGUUGGUUUAGACAAUGGACAAGUUUUAAUGUUAAAAAUAAAUAGUUCUAAAGUAAACUUACUAUUUGAUGUAACAAAAAGUGUACGAUGUCUUGAUGUAAAUAUAUCAAUGGAUAAAAUUACUGUUGUUGAUAGUGAAAAUAAAUGUUCGUUUUUUGAUAUACGUUCUAAAAAGUUAUUACAUCAGGAAUUAGAAAUCACAAGUGUUUCUUGGAAUUCCAAAUUUCCUGACAUGGUGUGUUUUUCUGGAAGAAAUAUAUUUAACAUAAAAGUGAAUAAUUUUCCAGCAUAUCAGCAAAGAAUUAAUGGACAAAUAAUAGGUAUGUAUGGAUCAAAAAUCUUUGCUCUUAAUGAAUCAUUUGUGUCUGUUGUUGAAGUUGCUCUCUCUGUACCACUUUAUCAAUAUUUAGAAAAGAAGCUAUUUAGUCAGUCAUAUCGAAUAGCAUGCCUGAAUGUUACUGAUUCAGAUUGGAAAAUAUUAGCUCGAGAGUCUUUGGAUAAUUUUAAUUUUCAAAUAGCUAAAAAAGCAUUUGCACAUAUUAAAGAAAUUAAAUAUAUUGAUCUUAUAACACAAUAUGAAGAUAUGGGGUCAUAUAAUGAUAAAGAUAAGUAUUGUCUUUUAGCUGAUAUUUUAGCUUACGAAGGAAAGUUUAAAGAAGCUGCUAGAAUUUAUCAAAAAUGGGGAUAUGAGCACAAAGCAUUUACUAUGUUUACAGAUUUAAGAAUGUUUGAUAUGGCUCAAGAAUUUAUUAGUAUUAACUCUUCAAAAGAAAGCUUUGACUUGACAAUUAAACGAGCUGAAUGGGCUAUGAGCAUAGAAGAGUAUAAAGUAGCUGCAGAGCUCUAUAUUUCCGCAGAAGAAUAUGUUCGAGCUAUUGAUAUCAUGGUACAAAAUUGUUGGACAGAAAUGUUACUACAAUUGGGAAGACAAAUUGAUAAAGCUGAAGAAACUAUCUUAGGUAGAAUUGGUGAUGAGCUACGUAAAUUAGGUGAUGUUGAUAGUGCAGCAGAAAUGUAUUCAAAAAUGGGUAAAGGAGCAGGACCUGAUAUGGUGACUCUACAAGUAGAAGCUCACAAUUGGGAUCAAGCAUUUUUAUUGGCAGAAAAAAAUCCUAAUUAUGCUCCUCUUGUAUAUUUACCAUAUGCUGAAUGGCUAGCUGAAAAUGAUAAAUUUAUAGAUGCACAGAAAGCAUUCUUAAAAGGAGGUCAACCUGAAAGAGCAUUUAAAGUAUUAGAAAUUUUAACUGAAAAUGCUGUUGAUGAACUCAGAUUUCAUGAUGCAAGUUACUAUUAUUGGUUACUAAGUCGACAAUGUUUGAAUAUAGCAUCAAAUAGUGAAGAAAAUGUUAAUGAUAUUAUAAAUAAUUUUUGUUUGUAUGACAAGUAUGCUACUAUAUACUAUGCAUAUAAUAUCAUUCAUCGAUACAUGGAAGAUCCUUUCAUGUCUUACCAACCAGAGACAUUAUUUAAUACAUCAUGUUUUCUCAUGAAUGAAACAAAAGAAAUAAAGCCAAAAGGAGUUUCAAAAUUUGCCAUUUUAUACACUUUAUCAAAACAAGCUUUAAAUAUGCAAGCCUAUAAAUUAGCUAGACAUACUUUAAAUGAAUUAAAGAAGUUAAGAAUACCAAAAAAAUUUCAAAAUUUUGUGGAACUUGCUACACUUAGUAUUCGAGCAAAACCAUUUCAUGACAAUGAAAUCUUAUUAUUAAUGUGCUAUAGGUGUUUAACAUAUAAUCCACCUGGAAUAGAAAAUUGUGUGACGUGUAAACAUAAGUUCAUAUUUUCUAACAUUAAAUUUGAUGUAUUGCCACUUAUUGAGUUUAAAAUAGAAGAUAAUAUAUCAGAUACAGAAGCUGUAAAAUUAAUACAAAGUUUUUAUUCUUCUAUGAAUGAUCAAGAACAAGAAUCACAGAUUGUUAAUAAUUAUAUUUUAAAUGAGGGAGAACAUGAUACUUCCAUUGAUCCAUUUACAUAUAAACUUAUGAGUUUUGAGAAAGAAGAUACUGCCCAUCAUUCAGUUGUUGUGAAUAAAGCAACAUUAGAAUCACUGGAUAUUAAUAGUGUAGUUGUAUGUAAAUGGCCAAAACCUUUAAAAUUUAAAUAUUAUAAGAACCUUUUACCUGGAUUUUCAGUUACAAGUUGUGAAAGUUGUUUUAAGAUGUUUCAUUCUGAUGAGUAUGAAAUUGAAGUAUUACGACUAGGACAUUGUCCAUUUUGUAGAACUCCUGAUCUGAGAGUAUUAGAAAAAAAAUAAUAUAAAAUUUAUAAUUAUGGUUAUUAUAUCAAUUUUAUAAAAAAAGCUAUUUUGAGGAUAACAAUUAAUAAAAUAAGUAGCAAGUCAUAUUUUAUAUAGUGUAAAAACUUCAAAGAUAGUUAAUGUAAUUUUCUUUUUAAUUUUUUAUUAGCCAAUUUAUAUUUUUUAUACAUGUAGGGUGUCCUACCAGGUUUUAAAAUCAUUAAUAACUAUUGAUCCAGUGAAUAUUGUAUUAUUUUCAAAAAAAAUUAUUUUUGUAGUUUUGGACUACAUUAAAAGCAUAUUUUUUAUUAUGUGUCUUAAAUUAAAAUUUUUGUUUUUCAAUUUUAUCAAAAUUUACAAAAAGUUAUGAUAAUAAUUUUAAAACAAAUAAUUAUUGAAUUAAAAGUAUUUUAAUAAAAGUGGGUAGUAUUUUACAUAUAUAUCAGUACGAGCUGUACCCACCGGUGCUAUUUAAUUACUCUAUU
Molecule: messenger RNA, 4139 nt
Organism: Daktulosphaira vitifoliae (grape phylloxera)
Lineage: Eukaryota; Metazoa; Arthropoda; Insecta; Hemiptera; Phylloxeridae
Gene: Oseg1
Product: intraflagellar transport protein 122 homolog
Exons: 25
Coding region: 109-3672 (1187 amino acids)
Biological process (GO): protein localization to cilium; intraciliary retrograde transport; non-motile cilium assembly
Cellular component (GO): non-motile cilium; intraciliary transport particle A
Molecular function (GO): protein binding
Source: RefSeq, a predicted model, not a curated record